GCCGGGGGUCGGCCUCCCUCCGGAGCCCGCAGCGGGCCCCUUCUCAGUUAGUGCCCUCCGGCGGGAGAGCAGCCGUUGGGAGAGGGGGGGUGUCAUGACGCUCACCUGCCCGGGUUGGCCCACGGGCCGCCUCGGGCGGAGGGGGAAGCGGUCUCUACAAGAAAGGAAAAAUGAUGGGAAAGGGGCACAGGACUCCCCAGCUCGGCCUGCGGUCGCGCCCCUGGUCUCCGAGCGGGAGGGUGGUCACUGAAGGGGGUGCUCCUGUCACUCACGGGGCUGGGGCUCCUUCCCUCCCUCAUCCAGGAGGAACAAGGAUGAAUAUGACUCAAGCCCGGGUUCUGGUGGCUGCAGUGGUGGGGCUGGUGGUUGUCCUCCUGUAUGCCUCCAUUCACAAGAUCGAAGAAGGACACCUGGCUGUGUACUACAGGGGAGGAGCUUUACUAACUAGCCCCAGUGGACCAGGCUAUCAUAUCAUGUUGCCUUUCAUUACUACGUUCAGAUCUGUGCAGACAACACUACAAACUGAUGAAGUUAAAAAUGUGCCUUGUGGAACAAGUGGUGGGGUCAUGAUCUAUAUUGACCGAAUAGAAGUGGUUAAUAUGUUGGCUCCUUAUGCAGUGUUUGAUAUCGUGAGGAACUAUACUGCGGAUUAUGACAAGACCUUAAUCUUUAAUAAAAUCCACCAUGAGCUGAACCAGUUUUGCAGUGCUCACACACUUCAAGAAGUUUAUAUUGAAUUGUUUGAUCAAAUAGAUGAAAACCUGAAGCAAGCUCUGCAGAAAGAUUUAAACGUCAUGGCCCCAGGUCUCACUAUACAGGCUGUGCGUGUUACAAAACCCAAAAUCCCAGAAGCCAUACGAAGAAAUUUUGAGUUAAUGGAGGCUGAGAAGACAAAACUACUUAUUGCUGCACAGAAACAAAAGGUUGUGGAGAAAGAAGCUGAGACAGAGAGGAAAAAAGCUGUUAUAGAAGCAGAGAAGAUUGCACAAGUGGCAAAAAUUCGAUUUCAGCAGAAGGUGAUGGAGAAAGAAACUGAAAAGCGCAUUUCUGAAAUUGAAGAUGCUGCGUUCUUGGCCCGAGAGAAGGCGAAAGCAGAUGCUGAGUUCUAUGCUGCACACAAAUAUGCCACUUCAAACAAGGGGGAGAAAGUGCUGUAGGAGAGCUGCACAGCGUGACAGUUAUUUCCAGAAAGAUCAACCUUUUGGAAGUGGAUCUACAAGUGUGUAAAACUGAUCUGUCAGGCUGCGGCGACCCAAGAAGUUGUUCAAAUUAGGAGUCAUCAACUUCCGCUCACCUCUGCUGUGAGCCAUCAUUGUUGGGUACCUGGUGCUGCCACUCUGAGUAACAGGUGCUGCCACUGCAGCUGGAUUAGUGGACUGUGGACUCAGACAGACCUAGGUUUAAAUCUUGGUUCCUGUAUUAGUUUCCUAGGGCUGCUGUGACAAAGUACCACAAAUUGGGUGGCUUAUAACAACACAAAUUUGUUCUCUGUCAGUUCUGGAGGAUGGAAGUCUGCAAUCAAGUUGUUGGCCGGGAAAUGCUCCCUCCAAAAGCUCUGGGGAAGAAUCCUCCUUGCUGCUUCUAGCUUCUGGUGGUUCCUGGCAAUCCUUGUGUUCCUUGGCUUGUAGAUGCAUCACUCCAGGGUCUGUCUCUGUCUUUACAUGGUAUUCCCUGUGUGUGUCUCUGUCUUUACCUGGCCUUCUUAUAAGGACACUAGUUGUUCAAUUUAGAGGAUGUGUGGCCUGCAAUAGAAGUUUAGCAAAAGGGAUAAUCCCGUAUGACCUCAUCUUAACUAAUUACAUCUGCAGAGACUCUAAUUCCAAAUAAAGUCACAUUGUGAGGCUCCGGGUGGAUGUGAAUUUUGGGGAGACACUAUUCAACUAUUCAGCCCUUUGCUAGUUACUGAACCUCUCUAAUUCUUCAUUCCUCAUCUUUAAGAAGGGAGUGAUAGUAUCUACUUCAUACAGCUUUUGAGAAUUAAAUGGGAUGUAGCAUGUAGAGACCUUAGCCCAGGGCCUGGCUCCAUAAAUGCUAGCUAUUUUUAUUAUGAAGCAUUUUCCAAGAACUUAAAGGAGACAGCCCCUGAAACCAGCCCCUGGAUCACAUUUGGUCUAAAUAGCCUCUGAUAGCAGCUGGGAGAGUGUGAGCCUGUGGCCUUUGCAGCCUCUUAUUACCAAGAGGAAACCAUUUUCACGAGAAGGGAAAUGGUGUAUAGUUCCAGAGAUUCUGGAUAAGGGUUAAACCAACCCUAAACCAGUUGCUAUUGAGUCAUGUCUGACUCAUGGCAAUGCCAUGUAUGUCAGAGUAGAACUGUGUGAGUUAAGUUGUGGCCAGACAUACCACCAGAAAACCUAAACCCACUGCCAUCGAGUUGAUUCUGACUCAGUGACCCUACAGGACAGGGUAGAACUGCCUGUAGGGUUUCCAAGUCUGUAAAUCUUUACGGAAGCAGACUGCCACGUCUCUCUCCUAUGGAGCAGCUGGUAGGUUUGAACCACCAACCUUUGGGCUAGCACCCACUGUGCUAUCCAGGCUCCUCAGAUAAGUACAGGGACUAUUAAUGCCAUCAACACACAACAGAGAUUUUCUACAGAGGUGGGAAAAACAUUUCUACAGUCCACCAACAGUCAAGCAUGGAGCACGGUGCUAACGGGCUCCACUAGAGAAUUCCUCCCUGUCUUAGGCUGGGUUCUCUAGAGAAGCAAAACCAGUAAAGCACAUAAAUAUAUAUAGAGAGAGAUUUAUAUCAAGGAAAUGGUUCAUGCAGUUCUAGAGGCUGGAACGUCCAAACUCCGUGGAUUAGGAUAGAGACUGCUCUCGAUUCACACAGCUGCAGGGGCUGGCAAACCCAAGAUCCACAGGUCCGACAGCAGGGGUACUACUCUGAGGCUGUGAAGAUCAAUGAAUCCCAAGGUCUGCAGAUAAGCCGGUACCUCAAGUCCCAAGAGCCAGAGGUCAGAUGAAUGGGAGGCAGGCGCAGGAUCCAAAGUGAACAAAAAAGCCAGAACGUCUGCAUAAAUUCAGAUGCAGGCCACAUGUCCAAGGAAAGUCUCAACUGAUUGGCUACUCACAGCAGAUUCAGUCAUGGGAGUGAUUACAUAUAAACACUGAGAAUCAUGGCCCAGCCAAGUUUGACACAAUCUUAACCAUCACAUUACCCUUACCAUUUCUGGUUGGUGCUUGAAAGCAUGUACACUCACUCCUCUCUUAAUGACAUGGUUCAUUUCCAAAGACCAGGUUGUUAUGCAAAAGUCAACAUUACGUGAAAAUGGAAGAUGACUAGAUCACAAAAUGGAGGAUGACUACAUCAUUAUAUAACUGCCAAAUUACAUCAUUACGUAACUGCCAAAUUACAUCAUUACAUAACUGCCAAGCCACUGAGAAUCAUGGCCCAGCCAAGAUAACACAUAACCGUCACAGCCAGUGUUACUCUCACCUCACGCCUCAGCAUUUACUGUCAGAUGCGUCAUUGCUGCACAAAAUAUUAGAUUUUUUACUAUUGUCCUAAGUGCAAAAUGUCAGAUAACGAGAUAGUCAAUAAGUGAGGAGUAGGUGUAUGUUGUCCCUAUAUACAGUGAAUCAGCACAGGUAUACUUAUUCCUCCAGCUGGCUAACUCUUAAUGGUUCUUUAAGAUUUAACACACACUCAAGACUUCUCAGAUCCAGGCUGUGUUAGAUGCCCCUUCUCUUUACUUAUCACAAUGCAUAUCAUAUUGUAUUGCAAUUGGUGGUAAAUUUAUCCAUGUCCUGCAUCAGAAUGUGAGUGUCUCAGGACAGGGAUCAUGUCAUCAUCCUUGUGUUCUCAUUGCUAUGCAGAGAGCCUGGUGCAUAUUAGGUUCUCAGUAAAAAAGCUUGUUGCAUUGACUUGAACAAAACUACUGAACAAACCGUACUGUUGUGAGCACAACUAAGCAAAACAUUAUUUAAAGGAGCUUUUUUUUUUUUUUCAGAUAGACCCAGCGAUUACUGACUGCCCCAAUCUUAGUUUGAUUUUGACAAACUUCAGAAUAAUAAAACCCUAGAAAAUUUGGAAACCAUCUACUUCCUUUUAUUCUUUCUAUGUUCUCUUUUUUCUCUUCUGUCUUCUAUUCUUUUCCAUCUAUUCUGCUUCUAGUCCUCCUUGCCUGGCCACCUCUCGCCCCCUUCCAGUGGUUGUAUCUGGAAUUUGUAUUUACAUGGAGCUUAGGGGCUUUUUUUUAGGGGCAGCAACCUGGUUGAAAGGGAAGUCCAGGUGACUUGUCUCAAAGCUGCAUUUGCAUCCCUAGAGAAAAGUCAACGGUCCAUCUCAAAGAACAGAUGGGAGGGCCUCCAAGCUCCUCUUAGUAGUGCCACCACAGCCCUUCUGUCUUUGAUUUCUCACCACUCCUAGCCCCUUACUGUUUUUUUUCUACUCCUUUCUUUUGCUUAGCUCCAGUACUGCUCUUGGAAAUAAGUCAAAUAAGUCUGGGCUUUCUACAAAUUUCCUCUGCUCUCCUGGUGGUGUAGUGGCUAAGAGCUACCCCUGCUAACCAAAAAGUUCAUCAGGCGAGACCGAUCCCUAGAAAAGGAUAUCAUGUUUUGUAAUGCAGAGGGUCAGCAAAAACAAGGGCAACCCUUAGUGAGAUGGAUUGACAUGAUAGCCUCAACAGUGGACUAUGCAUAUCAAAGAUCAUAGAAAUAGUGCAGGAGUGGGCAACAUUUCAUUCUGUUACACAUAAGGUUGCUGUGAGUUGGAGCCAACUCAACAGCAACUAACAACGACAACAGAAUUAUAUAUAUAUGUCGUAUAUAUAUAAUAUAUAUACGUAUACACACACAUAUAUCAUACACUUAAUUCAUUCCUUUUAACUUUUGGAGUGCCUUAUUGUAUGAACAGCCCACACAGUGUCAUCAUAUGCAUUUAUGUGGUUUUUAUUUUUCUCUGCCUUUCACUGACAUGGGCUAAUGAUUUCUCUGAGUUUUUUUUCUAUGAUGUAGUAAACAGCCUUUUCAGUGCCUUGCACGUGGGGGGAAUUUCUCUUUUUUUUUUAUAUACCCAGAUGUGGAAUUUCGGGGUCAAAAAAUAAAUACACUUUCCAUUUUACUAGAUACUGCCAAAAUGAUCUCCGUAGUGACUUGCACCAAUUCAUACUCUCAGUGGCAGUGUGUGAGACAUCGUAUUUUUCCUGUGUUCUUGCUAUUAUCUGAUAAUGUCAGAAUAUUUCAUUUUGGUCAACCUGAUGGGUGAAGAAUAGUAUUUCAUUGUAGCUUUAAUCUUCAUUUCUCUGAUUACUGGUGAAGUUGAGCAUCUUUUCAUAUAUUUGUUGGUCACUCACUAGAAAAAGAUCUGUGUUUGGGUUCCUCCUUAGGAACUGCAUAUUAUAUCUGUACUGGAUUGAAUAGUGCCCCCCCCCCCCAAAUUCAUGUCUACCCAUAACCUGUGAAUGUGACCUUAUUUGGAAACAGGGUCUUUGCAGAUGUAAUCGAGUUAAAAUGAGAUCAUUCUGUUUUAGGGUGGACCCCUAAAUAAAGUAUGACUUACAUCCUAACAAGAAGAGGGGAAUUUGGACACAGAAACACAGGCUCAGGGGAGAAGGCCAUAUGAAGAUGGGGCAGAGAUUGGAGUGAUGCAUCUACAAGCAUCUACACCAAGAAUUGCCAGAAACUACCAGAAGCUAGAAGAGUCAAGGAAGCAUUCUUGCCUAGAACCCUUGGAGGAACAUGGUCCUGCCAACGUCUUGAUUUCAGACAUCUAGCCUCCAGAACUGUGAGAGAAUACAUUUGUGUUGUGUUAAGCCACCAUAUCCUAAAGGUAGCAGCAGCUCAAACACAGCAUGCACACACACACACACACACACACUGUUAUCACAUAUGCAAUGUCUUUUCCUACUAGGAUAUCCCUAUUUGUUUAUUCUACUCUCAGGACCUUGACUUUGUGCUAACAAAUAAUCUUCCAUUGCUAAUUUCUUGGAGCAGCGACCUAAAACAAAGACUGAAACUUUAAAUUCUGAAGAACCCAAUAGUAAAAAGAGUCUGAGGUAGCCUUCAUUCUGAAAAAUUACCAGUCUGCUUUAGGUCACUAUGGAGGCUAUAGCCUCCAGCCCUACCUGAGACCCUUUUCUGCUGGAGCUCCACUGAGACUUUGCCUUCCUGCCAUAAUGUCACUGAACUUCAUUCCCUUGAACUUUUGGACUUUUACUGAACUCCAUCCAACUCCCCAGACUUUGCCCUAGUUACUAAUCUGACCAGACACUGUGUGUCAUAAAAGUUACAAAACCAGACUUACGAGUUGCUUUUAUGGCCAGAAACAGCUAAAGUCCAAAUCACUAUGGAGGAGGUGACUCCAAAAACCUCUUCAGCAAUUUGAUCACCAAAUUUUUAUUUGAAAACAAUUUUUUUUUGGUGCAUGUGUUUUCAGUAUUGAAAUGCAUGCUUUUGAAUUGAGUGUGUUUAAAUUUUUGAUUGGUAAGAUGGAUUUUGAGAAAUAUGAUCUGGUAUUUUUUUUUUUUAAUACAAGCCACCAAGAAGGCGAGUGGCACUCUGGCACCACCGGUCUGUGGUAUGACAAUAUACCAGUAAGAACUAAACAGAGAAUUUAUCGUGGGUGUUUUCCAUUAAGUUACAUGGGAACCUCCAGUUUUCCAAAUAUGAUAAAAAACAAGCCCAUCAGGGAUCCCUAACUAUCACACGGAAAAGCCAUAAUUAUGCUUGCAAGCCUUAUCUCACAGAAAUAAAGGGAGGAAAAAGGCACAAGUUUACGUAGCUAACACGUCCAGGAAGCAUCACCUAAUAGAAUGCUGAACCUACACAAAUGGAGGCUCCAACUCUGGUCUGCUGAGCUUCACGCGUUUCGAAAGGAACCCACCUUGAUGCCAAAUGCAUUAGAACUGGAAUAACAUACUAACUUCGAGGUCCAGGGGCAUAAAAAGUGGCCAGUAUACUGUUAAACCAACAGAAACUAAAGAAAGCAACCCUCCAGACACAACAGGAGAAACAAUGUGAACAUCAAAUUCAAUUCAAUUUGACAAGUGCUUAUUGACUAGUAUGUGCCAGGAAACCUAACAUGUAUAAAAUAAUACACAAACAAUAAACAAGACAAUAGUGACCAAGACAAACACAUUCUCUGCUUUCUUAGAAUCAACAAUCUCAUGGGAAGGUAGACCUCAAACAAAGAAUUCCAAGUGUGAUGUUGUUAAGUGCCAUCAAGUCGGUUCUGACUCAUAGUAACCCUGUGUACAACAUAACAAAACUAAGCCAUCCCCACAAUCGUUGUUGUAUUUGAAUUUGUUGUUGCAGCCACUGUGUCAAUCCAUCUCAUCAAAAAUCUUCCCCUCUUUUCCUGACCCUCUACUUUACCAAGCAUGACAUCCUUCUCCAGGGACCUGUCCCUCCUGAUAACAUGUCCGAAGUAUGUGAGACAAAAUCUUGGCAUUCUCGCUUCCAAGGCACACUGUGGCUGUAUUUCUUCCAAGAUAGACUUUUUCAUUCUUCUGCAGUCCAUGGUAUAUUCAAUAUUCUUCACCAACAUCAUACUUCAAAGGCAUCAGUUCUUCCUUAUUCACUGUCAAGCUUUCACAUGCAUAUGAAGCUUGGGUCAGGUGCACCUUAGUCCUCAAAGUGACAUUUUUGCCUUUUAACACUUUAAAGAGGUCUCUCGCAGCAGAUUUGCCCAGUGUAAUGUGGCGUUUGAUUUCUUGACUGCUGCUUCCAUGGGUGGAUCCAAGUUAAAUGAGAUCCUUGACAAUUUCAAUCUUUUUUCCAUUUAUCAUCAUGUUGUUUAUUGGGCCAGCUGUGAGGAUUUGUGUUUUCUGUAUGUUGAGGUGUAAUUCAUCCUGAAGCCUGUAGCCUUUGAUCUUCAUCAGUAAGUGCUUUAAGUCCUUUUUGCUUUCAGCAGCAAGGUUAUGUCAUAUGCAUAUCGCAGGUUGUUAAUGAGUCUUCCUCCAAUCCUGAUUCCCCAUUCUUCUUCAUAUAGUCCAGCUUCUCAGAUUAUUUGCUCAGCAUACAGAUUGAAUAAGUAUGGUGCAAAGAUACAAUCCUGACACACACCCCUCUUGGUUUUAAACCAUGCAGUAUCCCCUUGCUCUGUUCGAAUGACUGCCUCUUGUUCUAUGUACAUGUUACUCAUGAGCAUGGCGAAGUGUUCUGGAAUUCUCAUUCUUCACAAUAGUUACCCAUAAUUUGUCAUGAUUCACACACUCGAAUGCCUUUGCAUAGUCAAUAAAACACAGGGUAAGCAUCUUUCUGGUAUUCUCUGCAUU
Molecule: messenger RNA, 8216 nt
Organism: Loxodonta africana (African savanna elephant)
Lineage: Eukaryota; Metazoa; Chordata; Mammalia; Proboscidea; Elephantidae
Gene: ERLIN1
Product: ER lipid raft associated 1
Exons: 11
Coding region: 171-1157 (328 amino acids)
Biological process (GO): SREBP signaling pathway
Cellular component (GO): endoplasmic reticulum; endoplasmic reticulum membrane
Molecular function (GO): ubiquitin protein ligase binding; cholesterol binding
Source: RefSeq, a predicted model, not a curated record